Messenger RNA from Callorhinchus milii (elephant shark), 1053 nucleotides. It is a transcript of the gene vsx1, whose product is annotated as visual system homeobox 1 homolog, chx10-like. Lineage: Eukaryota; Metazoa; Chordata; Chondrichthyes; Chimaeriformes; Callorhinchidae. Bases 1 to 1053 code for a protein of 350 amino acids. Gene Ontology annotation, biological process: regulation of transcription by RNA polymerase II. Gene Ontology annotation, molecular function: DNA-binding transcription factor activity, RNA polymerase II-specific; sequence-specific double-stranded DNA binding. The record is from RefSeq and is a predicted model, not a curated record. Gene Ontology annotation, cellular component: nucleus. The transcript has 5 exons.
AUGACCGGGCGGGAGGAGAACUGCAAGGCCAAGUGCAGACCUCUCCUGGGCAAGCUACUGACCGCCAGCAAGGAGGCUGAGAAGUGCAGCCGGCUUCCCGGGGCGGGGGGGCUGAGAUCCAGGGGCUUCGCCAUCACCGAUCUGCUGGGACUGGACCACCCCGCCGAGCCCCGCCACCCCCCCGGGGUCGCGCCGCAGUUCGGGGCACCGGUGGGCGGUGCGCUCCCGCUGCUGUCGGCCGGCCUGGGGCUGCUGUGUGCCCGCCCGCUCAGCGCCUUCCAGCCGCCGGCCCCCGCCUUCCUGGACGUGCUGUCGGAGCUGCAGACCAAGCCCGGGGGGCUGCACCCUCACCUCCCGCUCCUGCACAGGACCAGCCUGCAGGACAAGCACCACCGACCAGCCAACUCCGACGACGACAAUUCGUCCUGUGAUCGCGGCGAUCUGAAGAAUUCGGCAUCUUCGCAGACGAAAAGGAAAAAGAGGCGACACAGGACGGUCUUCACUGCUCACCAGUUGGAAGAGUUGGAGAAAUCUUUCAAUGAAGCCCAUUACCCAGAUGUGUAUGCCAGAGAAAUGUUAGCCAUGAAAACUGAGCUACCUGAGGAUAGAAUCCAGGUGUGGUUUCAGAACCGGAGGGCGAAGUGGAGAAAGCGGGAGAAAUGCUGGGGGAGGAGCAGUGUGAUGGCUGAGUAUGGUCUCUAUGGAGCAAUGGUGAGACACUCCAUCCCACUGCCUGAAUCCAUUCUCAACUCUGCUAAAAAUGGCAUGGUGGGAUCCUGUGCUCCGUGGCUGCUGGGAAUGCACAAAAAAUCUGUGGAGCCAAUGGUGAAGAGCAAAAGCAAUGAUAAUCUAAGGGAGAAUUUAUUGGAGACCAAUAAAGAGGGAUUGCAACCUGAGGAAGGCACAGUUGAUGUGGUGGAAGAAGAAAACAUAGCCUUAGACCUCUCCAGCACGGAAAAGUUUCAGAAUAAGAACAGCGCUUUGAAACCACACAGCUCCAGACAACCUGAGGUGGAGUGUGGAGCUAGCGAACCAAAAGAGAAUGAAAGUUAA